GCCGUACAUGUGCAUGCAUGGCACCGACCCAGUGGCGCUAGACGAGGGCGUGUGCCGGGAUCCCGCGGCGGCCCGUGGGAAAUGCCAGAGCUGCCCGCCCACGAACAACAAAUUCCCCCCUCGAGCCUAAACUACUGGUCGUGACUGACACGGAAGGCGCCCGCGGUGGAUUCUGGGGACGGACGGGAUUUACUGGAGACCGCCCCGAAAUUCGGCGCCCCCGACCCCAUCGUCGGCAACCUUCACCUCCACCUCCUCAAACUACAUACGUUCCGCCCUACCUGCGUCCUCCCUUCGCUUCCGCCACGCCGCCGUCACGCGACCUCUGCUCAAGCCCGAUGCCUCGCACAGCCGAGACGUGACCCCGACAAAAGAUGGCCUCCCGGCCCUCCCACAGCCGCGAAAACUCGGCCUCGAACGGCAACAACGACCACCGCCCUCUGCAGCCGAGCACCCUGCGCCAGAGCCACACGCCCGCGAGCCGACGCGGCAGCAGCCAGGGCAGCGACUCGGCGGCCCAACAGCCCGGCGCGUCGCCCGCGUCGUCGACCAGCUCUCACCGCAAGCAGCCCGCCACCGAGUCGACACCCUUGCUUCCCGCCGACGGCCAGCAGCAGCAGCAGGAACAGCAGCAGCAGCGCAGGGACCCCGCACAUCCGGGCAUAUGCACCCAUGGCACCUUCAGCCCGCGGCCCUCGAGCCCGGCCGACGGCAUCUUUGGCGGCCGACUCGAUGACUUGGCCGCCAGCGAGACGACGACGGCCAGCGAGCCGCCCUCGGGCGUCCUCGACACCGCCGUGUCCAACAUGCUCGGCACUGACGACUGGAAGCUCUGGAUCAAGCGGAGGAUACGCUCCAAGAAGGUGACCCAGAGCACAGAGCUAGCCCAGCAGGCCGGGUUCCGCUUCACCCCCAUGAUGUGAGAUAUGCGUCAUGCAUUGCUGCUCUCCCCUUGCGCGGCGGCUGACUGGCUCGGCAGGUACCUGGCCUACUAUAUUCCGUUCUUCAAUUGGAUCGGCCAAUAUCGGCUCUCCUUUCUCAAGGGAGACCUUGUCGCUGCCCUCACGAUAGCCUCAUUCUAUCUCCCCAUGGCCCUCUCCUUGGCCUCCAAUCUCGCUCACGUGCCUCCAAUUCAUGGCCUGUACGCCUUCGUCUUCAAUCCUUUGGUCUACGCCAUCCUCGGCUCGUGCCCGCAAAUGGUCGUAGGCCCCGAAGCCGCAGGCUCCCUCCUUGUCGGCACUGUCGUGCAGCAGAGCGUCGAUUCUGGCGGCAGCGAUGAGGAAAACGAUCUCCUCCACGCUCAGAUUUGCGGCGUCGUCGCUGGAAUGGCCGGUGCAAUCGUGCUCAUUGCCGGGCUGGCACGGCUGGGCUUCCUCGACAGCGUCCUCAGCAAGCCGUUUCUCAGGGGCUUCAUUAGCGCCAUUGGCUUCGUCAUUGCGGUGGACCAGUUGAUUCCCGAGUUGGGCCUCGCCGACCUAGCCAGCGAGCAGGGCGUCAGCCACGGCAGCAGCAUCGACAAGAUCCGUUUCAUUGUUGAAAAUGUCGGUGAGGUACACCACUUGACAUUCGCCGUCGCAGGAAUAAGCUUUCUCGUCAUCAUGAUAUGCAGGGAGCUCAAGAAGCGCCUGGAGCCCAAGUUCCCGUCUGUCGUCUUCGUCCCCGAUCGCUUUCUCAUCGUCGUCGCAUCGGCCAUUCUGUGCGCCCAUUUCCGAUGGGACAAAGAGGGCGUCGAGGUCCUUGGCUCUGUCAAGUCCGCCACGGGCGGGCUCUUCGCCUUUCGCUGGCCCUUCCAGCUCUCUCACAUGCGCCAUAUCCGCGCCGCAAUGUCGACGUCAUUCCUGAUAGCGCUCCUCGGCUUCUUCGAGUCGUCUGUGGCGGCCAAAAGUCUGGGCGGAAGUGACACGAUCCAGGGCAUGGAGCUCAGUGCCAACCGCGAGAUGAUUGCUCUCGGGGUGGCCAACCUGGUUGGCGCGAGCUUCAUGUCCUUGCCAGCGUUUGGAGGGUACGGCAGGAGCAAAGUGAACAAGACGACCGGCGGCAAGAGCCCCAUGAGCUCCGUGUUCCUGAGCUUGAUCUCCCUUCUGUCCAUCAUCUUCUUACUUCCUGAGUUCUACUUUCUCCCGAAACCCGUCCUGUGCUCCAUGAUAUCCGUCGUUGCGUGGUCGCUGAUAGAGGAGGCACCUCACGACAUUGCUUUCUUCGUCCAUAUUCGUGGCUGGAAAGAGCUGUCGCUCAUGGCAAUCAUCUUUCUGUCAACCAUAUUUUACUCGCUGACGCUGGGAAUGGCUCUCGGCGUUGGCAUCUCCCUCUUGCUCGUCAUCAAGCACAGCACCCGCCCGAGGAUUCAGAUUCUCGGCCGAAUUCCCGGGACCAAUCGCUUUGAGAACGCCGAGGCCGACAAUCCCAACCUGGAGUUCAUCGAGGGCUGCUUGAUUGUCAAGAUCCCCGAGCCCUUGCACUUUGCCAACACGGGUGAACUCAGAGCGCGGCUGCGGAGAUUGGAACUCUACGGAACAUCGCAGGCGCACCCGGCCCUCCCGCGAAUACGCAGCCAAGAGUCGAAUCGAAAUGUCAUCUUUGAUAUCCACGGCGUCACGUCGAUGGAUGGGUCGGGGACCCAGGUGCUCGAGGAGAUUGUGCGCAGCUACCGACAGCGUGGCGUACGUGUCUUCUUCUCGAGGGGACCGAGCAAGCGAAGCCACCCGGUCUGGCAGCUCAUGGAGCGCAGUGGCAUUGUGGCCCUCUGCGGUGGCGAGUCUCAUUUUGUCAUGGACGUGGAGGAGGCGUUGCGGUGGACGGAAUACGAGGAAAGCAUCAGCAUGGGCAGCGGGAGCAGCGUGCGUGAGUCGCAGUCAUGAUGAGCAUGCCGACCAUGAUGGAAGCGUGUUUGGAAACUGGUUGCUUAGCGGGAAAAGCACAUGGCGGCAUUUACGUGUACGAACAGAGGCGUUUGGCGGCAGCGACUGGUUCAUCUGUAGGGAGGUAGUCAUGUUCCUUGACAGUUGGCGGACAUUGAUGCAAUUGGCUAGAUUAUAUGACAAGACCAUGAGUAUAUAU
Molecule: messenger RNA, 3057 nt
Organism: Purpureocillium takamizusanense
Lineage: Eukaryota; Fungi; Ascomycota; Sordariomycetes; Hypocreales; Ophiocordycipitaceae
Exons: 2
Coding region: 927-2858 (643 amino acids)
Biological process (GO): transmembrane transport
Cellular component (GO): membrane
Molecular function (GO): sulfate transmembrane transporter activity
Source: RefSeq, a predicted model, not a curated record